UUGUCUUUACCAUUGAUUAUCACCAGAAAUACUUUGAUAGUCUGAACGGCGAGAUCGACGCCGAUGUGGUCAAGAGUUUUAUGUAUCAACUGUUGAGAGGACUGGAGUUCUGUCACAGCCACAAUGUGCUGCACCGGGACUUAAAACCCCAGAACCUAUUGAUCAACAAAAACGGUGAACUCAAGUUAGCCGACUUUGGACUCGCCCGCGCUUUCGGGAUACCUGUGCGCUGCUACUCGGCCGAAGUGGUCACCCUAUGGUAUCGACCGCCGGAUGUGCUGUUUGGGGCCAAACUCUACACCACUUCCAUCGACUGCUGGAGCGCCGGCUGUAUAUUCGCUGAGUUGGCGAACGCCGGGCGACCCCUAUUCCCGGGCAGCGAUGUGGACGACCAGCUCAAGCGUAUAUUCAAGCUGUUGGGUACGCCUACGGAGGAUUCGUGGCCCGGUGUGGCCCAACUGCCCGACUACAAGCCAUUC
Oppiella nova is the source of this 479-nucleotide messenger RNA. NCBI's taxonomy places the organism in Eukaryota, Metazoa, Arthropoda, Arachnida, Sarcoptiformes, Oppiidae. The record is from the annotation of a GenBank genome assembly.